Molecule: messenger RNA, 690 nt
Organism: Styela clava
Lineage: Eukaryota; Metazoa; Chordata; Ascidiacea; Stolidobranchia; Styelidae
Source: RefSeq, a predicted model, not a curated record
UGCGAUGUUCUGGUCUCUGGUGUGGUGAAUUGCAAAGUAUCACCUCAGGACUCUCGUUUGAUUCACAUAUCGAAAGAAAACACGAAAUGAGUUUUACAGGUAUUGCUGCCGGGCAAGGCCAACUGUCUUGUAUAUUGGGUAUCCAGACUCCAGAAGAGUUGACUAGAACACGUGGGCAACAAUUCCGUGUAGCAGCAUCAAAAAUGGAAAAAGAAUCAAAAUCAUCGCUUUGCACAGCGCCUGGAAUUCAUGAUUGUAAAAAUAUGGGCUCAUCCAUAAAAUGUGACAAAGCGUCUUGUCCAGUAAUUCCGAAAACAGGAGAAUAUACUUGGUGCCACCCAUGGUUUGGAUGUUCGAACUACACAAUCGAGGUUUAUCAGGGCCUAUUCAAACAAUACGUACCAUCGAACAAGUGCAAAUAUGAAAACGAAUUAUGCCAAGGAGGAUUCUUUUGUAGCAAGAUUUGUAAUACCAAAACAAAACAGGUACUAACAAAACUCUGGAUGGUUGUUUUAGAGAAACCAAUAAAACUUGCACAGUUGGAUGUCGAAGUUAAGGUCAAGGAAUGCGAAUGUGUUGGUCUCGAAUGGAACCCACUAAUGGAUGUAUAACCUGAUGAUGGCAAAAUUUCGGAAAAAUAUCAUUUCAUUUAUUUUAUUUGUGAGCUCAUUAAAACUUAACCAGCAUUAA